CCCGCCGACCACGACACACCUAAACGUCGACCUCGAUAGUAGAAAGAACAAUUAAACUAAAUCGCAGGAGCUGAUUUCAAACCUGCAUUUAUGAAUUCUACCUCUUCUUUCCUUUUCCAGCCCUGAGGACUGCUCUGUGUACAGCUGUGUUCAGGAGAUUUCGUCUUUUUUCCAACAAAAUGGAUCCACACCUGUUCCUUCUGUGGGUUAUGGCAGCUCCUUUUACCUCUGUGUCCCGAGCUGCACCGGUCUCGGACAGAUUUGUGGUUCAGGUCAAAUCGUCGGUCUCAGUGCGUAGUAACCACUCGACAACACUACCAUGCUGGCUCAGUCCAUCCCAGAGCGCAGAAAACCUGGAGGUCCGCUGGUUCCGUAAGAAUUUCGACACCCCCGUCAUGCUGUACCGGGCCAAAACCAUGGUGGAAGACUCCCAGGAUGCGUCGUACGUUGGCCGGGUCUCCUUUGGCUUAAAGGAUGCAGGGUCUGGUGGGUUAAAGGACGGGGAUGUGAGCCUGAAGCUGGUCAACGUUACGCUGGCGGAUGCAGGAGAUUACACCUGUUACGUCAGCAGCGAUGAGGGUUACGACAGUGAGAUCGUGCAGCUGAUCGUGACUCAAUCUGGAGCUUCGCCUUUGCUCUCAGUCACACGUGACCAAGACGACCUGGUGAGUGUGAGCUGCGAGUCCAAGGGCUGGUAUCCAGAGCCUCAGCUGAAGUGGUCCGAUCAGAAGCAGGAUCUGACGCCUAAAGGUCUGAAGUCCACAAAAGAAGCCUCCGGUCUGGUGUCGGUCCACAGCUGGAUCCAGGUCUCCAGAUCGUCCACUGUGUCCUGCUCAGUGGGUCUGGCUGGUGAAGAGGCCGUAGAGGGAAGGCUGCGCUUGGAGAACUUCAGUCCUAACCAAGGAUCCUCAGCGGCUGGAUGGGUGCUGUUCGCUCUACUUCUGAUAGCGGUCAUUCUCGGAGUCCUGUUCUUCAAAUAUAAAGAUCUCAUUUUAAGAAACAAAUCCAAAUCGACGAGUCACAAUGCUGAAGAUAGUGAGAAGCUUCUUCCACACGCAUUUGCAGAGGCCAACGAGUGUUACGUUAAUGUCAGACUUGAAGAUACAAAGAAUGAAUUUCUCACUUUCAGAGGCAAUAAACUAAGAGACUCUAAGGAUCCUGGUGGACAGCAUGUCACCUGUACCACAGCUGUGAGGGGAACAUCUGGAUUUUCUUCUGGAAAACACUACUGGGAGGUUUCUUUGUGUAUUGGAGGAAAUCAAACGGCAGAAAAUCAAAUAGGUCCUAAGCAGUCUUGGUGGGUAGGGGUUACAAAUCAGUCUCCUAUUCCUGCGGACUGUGACUUCCCUCCGACAGCGGGUAACGGGUUCUGGUUCCUGUCGUCUUCUCCAAAUAAACCAGGAACCCUCCAGUUCAGCACCAACCCGGCAGUUUCUGUCCAGGUUCAGUCCAGUCCGAAGACAUUGGGUGUGUUCUUAAACUAUGACAACGGAGAGCUUUCCUUUUAUGACGUAGAAAAGAAGACCCUCAUAGGUACUUUAACGGCUCAGUUCACACAUGAAGUAUUUCCCCUGUUCAAUCCUGGUAAAGGUGAUAAAGCACCGAUGGAGGUAAUCCAUAGAAAAACAGAUGACGAACCCGAACCCACAGCGAAUUCAGCACCACAACCCACUGAGUAACCACAGAUAGGUGACAAAUUAAAGGAAAAACUAACACGAAUAUGCAUAGAAUUAUUGUUAUUUGAGGAAAGUUGGUAUUUACAUUAGGUAAGAGUGUGUUCAAUAGAAAACUAAAGCCUCUGAUUAGUUAACCCUUAAAGAUUUCAAACUAUACUUAUGGCAGCUUCCAAAUGAUUUCUGAUAACGUUUAACCUUUCCUUUUUCAGCAAAAAUUUUGUAUUUUCCUAUAUUUUUAAUUUACUGAUUGUUUAGGUGUUCAUAAAACCUAAGAGUAAACUUAAAGGUUAUUAGAUCAAAAUAGAAAUAUGAAAAAAUGUGACUUUUUCAACAGAAUACAUUAUCAAAUGAAUGUAAAAACAAGCAUCUACAACAGGGCUGUAAAAUCAUUCUAGUUCAUCCCAAUUUUACCUAAAGUGGGUCAAAUAAAUAAUCUAUUCUAUUUGUUUUAAGUAAAAUUACAUUACGAAAAUGUGAAUAAUCGGAACAACUGUACAACCUGAAAUUUCUAAAGAAUAAUAGCAAUCUCAACAAUAUUAUGUCUUAGCUUAAUAUUAGCACAAUUUAUAUAUUACAGCAUAUUGCUAAAACUGCAAUUAUUUUUCUUUUUAUCAAUUUCACAUUGUUCAUAUUUGUUCAGGUUAUUCACAUUGUGAAAGGAUAGUUUGUAAAUGUCAAUAUUUCAUCAAUAUUUUUUCCUUUUCUCAAAAAAGUAGAAAAAAAUUUGGUUUUGCCACCAUUUCUAGGUCAUUAUGAUGCAUUUAUGAUUGGGCCCCUGACACAUUUGACUACUUGUAUCUUCAGUGUAAUUUUUUUGCACUGCAUUUUGCACUGAAGGACCAGAUCAGUCCCUUUGGUGGGCUAGAUUUGGCCCGCGGGCCAUAUGUUAGACACUCCUGAUCUGCAGUCACUGUCAUUUAUCAAACUCCGUGGGUUUUACUGGUGAAUAGUUGGAGAAGUUGACAGUGUUUCCACGUUUACUACAGAGCGUCUGAGCUUUAUCGAACAUGUACAUAAUUUGUGAAUAAAAUAGAGGAAGAUAACAGAUUUUUACUGAAAAAUGCAAAAUGUCUUGGAUAAAUAUUAUAAUAAAUGGUUAUAAAUGUAGACAAAAACUCCUUCUGAAGUCGACACAAAAAUAGUUUUAGGUCUUUAAGGGUUAAAUCAUUCAUCGAGCGCUAUAUGACACCUCAAUCACUAUGAUCAGAGUUUUCCAUUAAUGUCACGUCUGUGUUUUGAUGAUUUUUAUUCUAUAAAUCUAAUGAAUCAACAAAUAAAAACCUAGUUUUAGGGUCUGAAGACACUUAAUUAAGCUGGGUUUUAUUUUACUCAUAGUUCUAGAACAGCUGAAAAAUAAGUUCUCUGACAAAAGCAGUUAGUAUCAACUUCUUUCCUGGUUGAGAGACUAUUUAUGAAAACAGGAAAAAAAAAAACAGGAAAAAAGUAUCUUCAUUUUUAGGUUUUCUAGAUCUAAAUAUUUCUAAGGUUCUUCUCCAGGGAUGUUAAACUCACUUUAGUU
This is a messenger RNA of Sphaeramia orbicularis (orbiculate cardinalfish), 3195 nucleotides long. RefSeq names its product butyrophilin subfamily 2 member A2-like. The transcript has 9 exons. Gene Ontology annotation, molecular function: signaling receptor binding. NCBI's taxonomy places the organism in Eukaryota, Metazoa, Chordata, Actinopteri, Kurtiformes, Apogonidae. Gene Ontology annotation, cellular component: external side of plasma membrane. The record is from RefSeq and is a predicted model, not a curated record. The coding region runs from base 180 to 1679 and encodes 499 amino acids. Gene Ontology annotation, biological process: T cell receptor signaling pathway; regulation of cytokine production.